Messenger RNA from Lycium ferocissimum, 957 nucleotides. Its product is annotated as premnaspirodiene oxygenase-like. The record is from RefSeq and is a predicted model, not a curated record. Lineage: Eukaryota; Viridiplantae; Streptophyta; Magnoliopsida; Solanales; Solanaceae. Gene Ontology annotation, molecular function: iron ion binding; monooxygenase activity; heme binding. The coding region runs from base 209 to 745 and encodes 178 amino acids. The transcript has a single exon.
AAAAGCUACUUGAUUCACAUGAACCUGUAGAUAUAUGGCUAGAUCCACCAUUGUGUCCAAGUGCAUUCUCCAAGUUGGCAUUUUAUAGCUCUAGACCCUCUUAUGGUUUCUCUAACACUUAGGUACACAAUUUUUUUUGUUUUUAUGUCUUACCUUACGUAAGAAUUUAUUGGAUUAUUUUAUUUAUUUGUUGAUGUAGGACAUCUUUAUGGCUGGAUUUGAAUCUUCAUCUACAGUUGUUAUUUGGGCAUUGGCAGAAAUGAUAAAGAACCCAUAUGUUAUGGCCAAGGCUCAAAAGGAAGUGAGACAAGUUUUUAAGGGAAAACAAAUAUAUGGUGAAGAAGAUCUCAAAAAGUUGACAUACCUAAAGUUAGUGAUUAAGGAAUCACUAAGGCUACAUCCGCCGGCUCCUCUAAUCGCGCCUAGGGAAUGUAGAGAGGAAACAAAUAUUAAAGGAUAUACCAUACCUCUUAAGACUAGAGUACUAGUUAAUGCAUGGGCAGUUGCAAGAGAUCCCGAAAGUUGGGAUGAUCCUGAAAGUUUUAUACCAGAGAGAUUUGAAAACUCUUCUAUUGAUUUUACAGGAAAUCACUUUGAGUUUAUUCCAUUUGGUGCAGGAAGAAGGAUGUGUCCAGGAAUGUUAUUCGGUUUAGCUAAUGUUACAUAUUCUCUGGCUCAAUUACUCUACCACUUUGACUGGGAACCCCCAAAUGGAACUAAUCCCAAAGACUUUGGAUAUGACUGAAACACAUGGAUUAACUGCAGGGAAAAAGAAAGAUCUAUAUUUAAUUGGCACAGAGCAUAGAGACAACUAAGAAUUUUGAUGUUUUGCUUGAAUGGUGAACGUCAAUGCAGCCUAUGUAGUUUUCCAUCUCCUUAUCUCUUGGUUUAAGUAUGUGUGCGACCCCUGUUACAAGUAAACUGAUGUUCUGUUUUUCCCUUGUUAGGACAUAUUCU